AUGAUUAAGUUAGAACUAUUUUUCCAGGCUUUCACUCUAUCCUUACAGGUUAAAUCUCCAACCAGGGGUUCAAGAGUACUAGAUAUAUUUGCUACUAAUGUCCCGUUUGACUUUUGCAAGAUUCAGUUUGUGAGGGGCCUAAUCAACUCAGACCACAAAAGGGUGAUUCUAAGCCUUAAACAAAGAACUCCACCAGAAAGAAAAUGGGUUGAAUUCAGAGACACACGUGAACAUUGCAAGUUAGCGAUGUCAUCUUAUCUCAAGGAAAUUGAUUGGCCUUCACUUUUACACAGUGCUGAUAUAAAAUCUGCAGUUAAAUGCUUUUGCAAUCUGAUCAGCCUUGCUGUGGAUCAAUUCCUUCCUAAGGUAGAGGUCAAGUUGUCAAGAAAUGACCCCGCCUUCAUCUCUCUCGAGUGAAAUUACUGCUAAAGCGGUAUGGUGUUAGAGGCUGAUUCUCUAGAAGAGAGAAUUGAUAAGCUUAUUCAACAGAAUCAGAUGAAUGAAGUGAGGAGCAGAAACAACAAACAUUGUAAAUCUACCAGACAGUGGCAGAGAAUC
Messenger RNA from Porites evermanni, 558 nucleotides. The record is from the annotation of a GenBank genome assembly. NCBI's taxonomy places the organism in Eukaryota, Metazoa, Cnidaria, Anthozoa, Scleractinia, Poritidae.